AUGCAGCUCAUCCUGGGUGUGCAUCAAAAGCAGCAUAAGGCUCAAAAAGCAUAUGCCGAGGGUAAAUGGAAAACCAGACGGGUGACAGAAUACAUAUUUCUGGAAUUCUCAAAACAUCCUGCACUGCUGACAUUAUUCUUUCUGGUAUUUUUGCUUAUUUACACCAUUAUCCUUGUGGGGAACAUUAUGAUCAUUAUGAUAAUCACAGGUGACUCUGGUCUUCACACCCCUAUGUACUUUCUUCUCUGUAACAUGUCCCUCAUAGACCUCUUCUAUACAUCCACUACUAUCCCUAAAAUGUUGGUGAAUUUCCUCCACGAGACAAAGACCAUUUCCUGUGCUGGGUGUAUGGCACAAAUCUUUUUUCUCAUUACAUCAUCUGGUUCAGAACGGGUCUUCUUCACCACCAUGGCUUAUGAUAGAUACAUUGCUAUAUGCCCCCCCUUGCUUUAUACAGUCACUAUGAACAGGAGAGUCUGUCUACAGCUGGCUGCUGGAUCCUGGGCAUGUGGCUUUCUAAAUUCGCCCUUCCACUCUCUUCUGAUGUCUGCUCUGUCAUUUUGUCGGCUAGAUGGUAUUAGCCAUUUCAUGUGCGACGUGCGCCCUCUUUUGGAGCUGUCCUGCACUGGUACUGCCCUGAACAAAGCUGUUCUGCAUGCAGCCAUUGUGUUCAUUGGCAUCAGACCCUGCUUCUUCACUGUGGUUUCCUACAUCUGCAUCAUCCAAGCCAUCCUCCAAAUCUACUCCACUGAGGGCAGACACAAGGCCUUCUCCACCUGUACCUCCCACCUUACCAUCCUUGUUAUGUAUUACAGCAUGGCUCUGUUUAAUUAUAACCAGUCCCGCUUGGGCUACUCGCUGGGUAUAGACAUCCUGGUCUCUGCUCUGUAUUGCAUUUUAAUGCCCUGGCUAAACCCCAUCACGUACAGCCGAUGGAAUCAGGAGGUGAAAGGCAGCUCUGGGGAAAACAGUCAAUGGAAAACAUGCUUCUCAACGAACAUGAGACAUUGGCAGGGAUUAUAA
Molecule: messenger RNA, 1023 nt
Organism: Caretta caretta (loggerhead turtle)
Lineage: Eukaryota; Metazoa; Chordata; Testudines; Cheloniidae
Source: RefSeq, a predicted model, not a curated record